GCGUGGUAGGCAGGCGCCUACAAGUGCGCUGCAGCACUGGCACCGGCUGGGGGCGAGCAGACCUCAAGCAGCCGCCGCCGCCGCAGCCGUUGCGACCGCCGCAGCGGAGUUCAGAGGGCCCUGAGGUGGGAGAGGCUUCCCACACGGUGACUGAGAUGUCUUCCACAGCGGCUUUUUACCUUCUCUCUACCCUGGGAGGGUACUUGGUGACCUCGUUCUUGUUGCUUAAAUACCCGACCUUGCUGCACCAGAGAAAGAAGCAGCGAUUCCUCAGUAAACACAUCUCUCACCGCGGAGGUGCUGGAGAAAAUUUAGAAAAUACAAUGACAGCCUUUCAGCAUGCAGUUACAAUUGGAACUGAUAUGUUAGAAUUGGACUGCCAUAUCACAAAAGAUGAAGAAGUUGUAGUGUCACAUGAUGAGAAUCUAAAGAGAUCAACUGGGGUCAAUGUAAACAUCUCUGAUCUUAAGUACUGUGAGCUUCCACCUUACCUUGGCAAACUGGAUGUCGCAUUUCAAAGAGCAUGCCAAUGUGAAGGAAAAGAUAACCGAAUGCCAUUACUGAAGGAAGUUUUUGAGGCCUUUCCUAACACUCCCAUUAACAUCGAUAUCAAAGUCAACAACAAUGUGCUGAUUAAGAAGGUUUCAGAGUUGGUGAAGCAGUAUAAACGAGAACACAUAACAGUGUGGGGUAAUGCCAGUUAUGAAAUUGUAGAAAAGUGCUACAAAGAGAAUUCAGAUAUUCCUAUACUCUUCAGUCUACAACGGGUUCUGCUCAUUCUUGGCCUUUUCUUCACUGGCCUCUUGCCUUUUGUGCCCAUUCGAGAACAGUUUUUUGAAAUCCCAAUGCCUUCUAUCUUAUUGAAGCUAAAAGAACCAGACACCAUGUCUAGAAGUCAAAAGUUUCUCAUCUGGCUUUCUGAUAUUUUACUAAUGAGGAAAGCUUUGUUUGAUCACCUUACUGCUCGAGGCAUUCAAGUGUAUAUUUGGGUAUUAAAUGAAGAACAAGAGUACAAAAGAGCUUUUGAUUUGGGAGCAACUGGGGUGAUGACAGACUAUCCAACAAAGCUUAAGGAUUUUUUACAUAAUUUUUCAACAUAGAAAAAGAGAUACUUGGACACAGUCAAAGAAAACAUGAAAAGACCUAAGAAAAUAAUAUCUCACCAUCAUUUCCCUAAGCCAUUUCCAGAAUGGUACAUCUUCGUUAAAGGGUAAAAAUACAAUGGAAGAAGAACUUAGAAAUCUGUGAUAUAGUUAAUCUGGCAAGUUAUACAUUGUAAACCGCAGGCAGGCUCAGGAAAAUAACUAAAAGUUGAUUACUUGAUCAGAAAUAAAAUCUUUAGACUGAAUUAGAUUUCUCAGUUGCUUUUAUUAAUGGGGACAUUCUAUUUGAAACCUUUUUCAGGUUUUAACAAUUCUACUCAGUCAAUUUUUUUAAACAUUAAAAAUGGACUCAUUAAUUAUAAAUUAAGGCAAGAUCCAAAUAGUCAUAUUUGUAUGUUCCUCUAAGGAAAUAUAAGAUUUCAAUUUUUGGCAUUGACUAACUGUUUGAACCUACAUCUAGAUUUUAUAUAAUGUCUUGAAUCCUGAUGAAAGUACAUAUCAUUGUGUCUAAUACUUACGGUAUGGACCUUCUAUUUCUGAUCCUUAAAAAUUCAUUCUUCUGAGUGUUAAGUAGAAAAGAAUUUUCCAAAGUGUUAGCCAUCACUUUCUCAGCUUUACGAAUGUGACUUCGUGUAAGUCUCUUUAUAAUCUUUUUUGACCAAUUUUCAUGAUCUCAGAUUGUGAGGUAAAUGUAAUCUGGAAUAAUCAGUGUCUUUUACCUAGAUUUCAUCUCUCAUACGGAGGUUGGAAGCUAAACAGCUAUGAAGGAUGACUGUACUUUCCCAUCUGUCCCUGGAUGACAUAAAUAUCAUUUGCUUUGUUGUUUAAACUGAAAUAAAGUUUUACAAGA
Molecule: messenger RNA, 1953 nt
Organism: Microcebus murinus (gray mouse lemur)
Lineage: Eukaryota; Metazoa; Chordata; Mammalia; Primates; Cheirogaleidae
Source: RefSeq, a predicted model, not a curated record